Molecule: messenger RNA, 1732 nt
Organism: Arabidopsis lyrata subsp. lyrata
Lineage: Eukaryota; Viridiplantae; Streptophyta; Magnoliopsida; Brassicales; Brassicaceae
Product: caffeoylshikimate esterase
Exons: 1
Coding region: 666-1640 (324 amino acids)
Cellular component (GO): membrane
Molecular function (GO): lipase activity
Source: RefSeq, a predicted model, not a curated record
GAUCACUAGAAUUAUAAAGUUCUUCAAAAGCGUAGUUUUUGCUUUCUUUGAGAAUUUAAAUCUGUUGAAGGUAAAUCAUACUAGUCUUCAAAUGGAUCGUAGUGUCAUUUGUGUAUAAUUGUUAGUAUAAUUUGAUUCAUUAAUCUCUUUUAAUCAACUAAUUUGACUGUUUCUAUAUUGUUGUUCUUCAGGUAGAUGGUUUGAGUAUUUAGUCUAAUUAUUCACGUGUACCCACUUCACCUAACCACCCAUCAUGAUAAAUUACACAAGUGUAUUCAAUUUUGAUUUAAUUUUCAGAAGAAUAGUGAUUAACCAAAGUAAUUUUAAAUUUUUAAAACGUGUUCAGUUUAAAUUUGUUAUUUUAAUCAAAUAUCGUUAUCGAAGUUUGGUUUCUUAAUUCCGUCUGGUUUAUAUGGAUAGAAGUAGAACAUAUAGUGAUACAAUAAGGUAGGUGAGUUUUGUUUGAUUUAUUUUGCUUCUUAAUAAAAAUAGGUAGAAGAACUUUAGAACAGAAAACAAAAGCAAAAUGAAGAAAUUCUUAUGAACACGAAACCAACCGAAAAAACAGCAGUAGGUAAGUAAACUUAGCAUGUCACACAAGAAGCAUUGGACUCUUUUACUUCAAAUAUACGAGUUUAAAGACCUCUUAACGGUACUACUAAAAGAUGGGACUCCAUCCAGUCUCAGAGGCCAACGCCUCAAGCCCCUUCGGUUCUCUCUCUGCCGCCACAUUUUACUCCCGCCACUCCGUCGCCCAUUCCUCCGCCUUUGUCACCAACCCAACCGGCCUCAAACUCUUUACCCAAUGGUGGACUCCACUCAACCGUCCACCACUCGGCCUCAUUGCUGUUGUCCAUGGCUUCACCGGCGAAUCCAGCUGGUUCCUUCAACUAACAUCCGUCCUCUUCGCCAAAUCCGGAUACCUAACUUGCGCCAUCGACCACCAAGGCCACGGCUUCUCAGACGGUUUAACCGCUCACAUCCCAAACAUCAACCUAAUUGUCGACGACUGCAUCUCCUUUUUUGACGACUUCCGUAAGCGUCACGCUUCCUUCUCAUCUCUCCCUUCCUUCCUCUACUCCGAAUCCCUUGGUGGCGCAAUCGCUCUCUACAUUACCCUCCGCCAGAAACACCAGUGGAACGGUCUUAUCCUCAGCGGCGCAAUGUGCUCGAUCAGCCACAAAUUCAAACCUCCCUGGCCGUUACAACACCUCUUAACCCUAGCAGCUACUCUCAUCCCCACCUGGCGCGUCGUCCCCACUCGCGGCUCCAUCGCCGGCGUCUCUUUCAAGGAACCAUGGAAACGGAAACUAGCCUAUGCUAACCCAAACAGAACCGUCGGUAAACCACGAGCAGCCACGGCCUACGAGCUCGUACGAGUCUGCGAGGAUCUUCAAAGUAGGUUUGAAGAAGUUGAAGUCCCCUUGAUGAUUGUGCACGGUGGAGACGACGUCGUCUGCGAUCCGGCCUCCGUCGAGGAGCUUUACCGGAGAUGCAGUAGCAGAGACAAGACAAUAAAGAUUUAUCCAGGGAUGUGGCAUCAGCUAAUAGGAGAGUCGGAGGAGAACGUCGACUUGGUGUUCGGUGAUGUUUUGGAUUGGAUUAUGAAACGAUCUGAAAUCUCCAGAACCAAAGCUUAAAGUUUGCAUAUAUAAUAAAUAAAUAAUCAUAAUUCAAAUUUUAUAUUAGUAAACAAAUCCGAGAGUUUUGUAUUUGAGAUCCUCAAGAAUAG